UGGCCCCAGUGUCUCGUCUCUCGUGUACAGUGAGUAGUGAAUGGACGUAUUCCCUUCAUAUAUAGUUCUUCGCGAUGUUUAUUCGCAUUCAGAGACAGCUGAGGAGGAACCCGACACUCGUGGUGCUGGUGACGCUAACUCUGUGGUGGAGUGCGGCCUGUAUGUUCGUGUAUACUGCGAGAGCUAGCAGCUUUGUUGGGAAUUCUGAUAUUUCUUUGGAUUUGGAAGACGAGUAUGAGUUCGUUGAUGGACGAAGGACACGAAUGCACAGAGAAAAACUUUCGAGGAGAGGAAAAUACAAACAAGUGCAGGAACGUGUGUCGAAUUUUUCGAUGGAUCUACCGAAGUUAUACCUCGACACAAGGCGAGUCGAAGAAAACGGACUGGUUAGUGAGGAACAGAAAAUGGAGACGAAGAAGAGUAAAUUUCCCGAAAACAUCGAAGACUUCAGCCAUACAAAGCGAAGAAAGAGACACUCGCUCCCGACGAAGAAGAAGAAGAAGGGACGCAGAAUGAAAGCAAAACCACAGAAACAAAAGCAGAUCGAAGUCUCGGCUCCUCCACCACCCGAAAACACGAGCACCGCGACCCACCCGGAGAACCUUGCAUCUCUCAGAACACUCGUGACCAUCGUCUGCGGAACUCAACAACGCCCCGACGAGUACCAGAGGAACAUCUUCGGCAGGCAGCUCAACCAGACCAAGGCGAUGCUCAAGUCACUGGUCUACUUCAGCACCUUCACGGCCUUCAGGAUAAUUCUUGUGACCGAUACUGUAGACACAUACACCCAAGUCCUUCAACAGAUCGAAGACUGGCCAGCCAAGUACCGGUCCCGCCUCCACCUCGAGAGGGCGGAGCUAUGGACGCCGUCUUCGCAGUCAGACCCUCUGCUGUUACAAAGAUGGCGGCCGUGUUCUUGGUCCAAGCUGUUUCUGCUGGAGUCUCUGCCCUUCGUGGACUCGGCCGUGUACGUGGACACCGAUAUCCUGUUCCUCGCUCCUGCAGAAGGGCUGUGGGACGUCCUGGAGGAGUUGGAGGCGCCCCAAGCACUGGCGUUGGGGCCUGAUCCUCUGUACGAUAGGCAUAAGCACCGACGCUACGCAGGUUCAGUGGGACUGAGUGCCGGCUUGAUGGUGAUGGACCUCGCUGCUCUCCGGGCCUUCAGAGGGAAGCACGGGAACUUCACGCAGACGAUCCUCUACUACAAAAACAGCUUCGAAAAUUAUCACGACCAGGACACCCUCAACGUCUUCCUGGCCGACCACCCGACCUCCUGCACGAGCUCGGCGCCCGUUGGACUUCAGCCCGAGCCAGUGCCUGGGCGGCGUCCUCUCCUGCUGCAUCGAAACGGGCGUAGCGGUGUUACACGGCUUCGACGCCACCUUCGUCAGGGGAAUCGAAAUGGUCUUCCAGGUGAUCUACGAGCGCCUCCUCGGGCUGGCCCUCGACGCCGGCAGCGCGAGCGACCUCCUGCGCGACCUCGAGGAGCAGUUCCUCCGCGUGGACCGCCUCGGCCUCGAGUCCACGUGCAAGAAGGUGUGGGGGAUCCAGGACAUCCUUCUGAAGCACAUCCGGGACUUGGCGAAGGUCGAGGAGAGGGAAGGAACGGGAACAAUGCGAUAAAGAAGGAGAGGACGAGAGAACAAGUAUAA
Messenger RNA from Penaeus vannamei (Pacific white shrimp), 1652 nucleotides. RefSeq names its product glucoside xylosyltransferase 1. Gene Ontology annotation, molecular function: UDP-xylosyltransferase activity. Lineage: Eukaryota; Metazoa; Arthropoda; Malacostraca; Decapoda; Penaeidae. The record is from RefSeq and is a predicted model, not a curated record. Gene Ontology annotation, biological process: protein O-linked glycosylation via N-acetylgalactosamine.